GGGCGGGAUUUGGGCCGGUCCGCAUGGCUGGCUCUGGCCCCGGAUGAGGAAGUGUGGUCGGGGAGGACCAUAGAGACCGUGAAGCGGUAGCGGCCGGAGCGUCCUCGGGCCUCAGCUCGGGAGGAUCUGGCGGCGUUGGCUGAGGCGGGGGCGGCGGUAGCUGAGGCCGUGCUGGCUGGACGAGUGCGGGCUGCAGAGCAGGCCACAGGACGUUUCUACCUUGGGUACUUUUUCUCUGAAUUGUCAUGAAGGCUGAAGGGAAGUUUUGUGUAAAUGCUUGGUGCACAGUCAAGCUGUGAUCAGUUUGAUUUGUUAAGAAAGAAACGCAACGCCUUGCACAGAGAAGCAGAUGUUUACAUGCUUGUGCCUGCCACCAUUGCUAUGUUGGAUCCAUUUCUUUGCACUGAAGAGGAAGACUUCCUGUACAUUAAAAUGAAGAGACACUUCCUCUCCUCUUAGAUCCUGCUGUACACUCUACUCCCAAAAUUAACAGAAAGCCUCACUUAAAAUGGGGAAAAAAUAGUUUUUGGAAACAGGGUGAACCAUUGAUGUAAAAGACUUUGGCUCCAUAAAUCUACAUCUGUCCUAAUGCUGUCAUCCGGAGUAGAGACUCAGCCAAUUCCACUUGAUUCCUCCAUGUCUGCUGUGGUACAGGAAUUAUACUCUGAACUCUCAGUAAGUGUCUCCAAAGAGCUUCAUGCUGACUGUGAGCUACGUGUGAUUCCAGAUGUAACACUUGGAGCCUCAAGCUCUCAUAUAAGUCAGAGUAGGACGUUGCCCUUGGAACUUCAGAGGAUUCAUACAGAGAGUUGCUGUGAAGAAACCUCUGAGGCCUUGGAUCAUGGGGGCAAGACGGGGUGGUAUGAGCUAGUGGACGCCACAGCAGGAGGUCCUAUGGCUUUUGAGAUCUUGGAUAGGGAAGAGAGAACCAAGAGCAUGGAGUUAAAGGUCGUCAGAGAUGAAGGGGACCAGGCGGAAGUUAUCAGAGACCCCUGUGAGGGAGCAAAGGAAGACCUAUGCCAGCUUGCCACAGCUACUAAAGAAAAUAUCAGCCCAAGUCAGGAAGAUCUCCUGAUGCAAUCCAGCAAAGAACUUCUAUGUGCAGACCUCCCUGAAGACUUUCAAAGGAGCAAAGGAAAUGUACAGAAUACAGAUGAAACUCUGCCAAAACCCACUGAAGAUGUACAAGGUAUGAAGGUCAAUGGGACUGAGAUGGAUAAUAAUGAAGGCCACAAGGAUGGCGCAGUGAGUAAAUGUCUCUCAGCUGGGUGCGCUGAACACCCAGAAGUAGAUAAAACCAUGACCAGUGGUGAACUUUCAGAAACCAGAACUUUAAUGUCCCUAGAACCUUUAACCUUUGUGGACCCUGGAUUAACUAAAGCAACUCCUAAAGAGAAGGAAUAUGGAGAAUUACAGACUUGUCCCUCUUGGUUGUCAUUACCAGGGAACUGUGCCAUUUCCAAAGUGGACAAAGGGAAGGAAGAGUUAUGUGACUUAAACCUUGUCUUUGAAGCAGAUGACAAUCACCAAGAGAUUCUUGGCCACCAUAAGGAAAAACACAGUUCUGUACAUGAUAGUUCCAUAGCUACAGGGCAUGUGGAUGCUAGAAAACCCUCAGAAGAAAACUCUGAAAUUUUGCAUUUCACAUCACAUUUGUCUGGCCCAGAAUCCAGAACAAAAUCCUUAGAAAAAUGUGGUUUUGAAAGCAAUGGUUUGAUAAAGGACUCUGUUGAAAAGGCAUACAAGGUUUAUCUAAGCAAGAACACGGCUUGUGGAGAAGAAAGUAAAGAAAAGUGUUUGAGUCCCAGGAGUGAAAGAGGGGAUCGCUUCCUUUUUAGUGUCAGGCAACAAAAAGAGGACACCAGAGGUGGUUAUGAUGAAAAAGAGACUGCUGAUUCCACAAGAAGUAAGUGCUGUGUCCACACUAGUUCCUGUACAGCAGAAAAUUCUUCUGUGCCCAGUUCUUUUACUGAAGCCACAGAAUUAAUGCUUAAAAAAAGUUAUCUGAAAAUCACUUUAGACAUUCAAGGUAAUUUGACAAACUCUGAGGACCAUAGAAAAACCAUUACUAGUGUGACCCAUCCUGGCAGACACUCUGAAGAAAGCAAUUUUUCCUUGGUGCAGCCAGAACAGACAACCACAGUAAAGCCCUGUGUGUUCAACAAACAGAUUUACAGCAAAGACUCUGAGUCCUUAGUCAGUGUCCACAGAAAUCUGGGUGGCUCUCAGCCAAAUGAAGCAUCUUGCAGUGAUUUUCUUUCUGAAGGAAAACCCCUUGUGAGUUUAAUGCCAGGAGAUGCAGUAAGUUCUGUAUGUAAUGAGGUAUCAAAACCCAAGAAAGAUACUGUUCAGUUGCUACCAUCUCCAGAAUUUGAUUGUGGACUUAAAUCAGAAAAAGAUAUACAGACCUUACAUGGCAACAUUUCACAUUUAGAUGAACAGAUAAUUGCCUGUGAGAUGAGUGAACUUCCUUGUAACAGUGAACUUGUACACAAAAUAGAAAAUGAAUGUGUUUUAAAUCGACAAGUGUCCCUUAAUUCUCAAGACCCUUUGACAUUGCCUACUGACCCUAUAUUAAAUAUAAACAGAGAGAUGCCUUUAGCAGCGUGCAAAGAUGCUCAACAGAGUCAUCAUCAUUUAGAUAAUGGAGCAGAUGUUAUCACUGAUACCCAGACCAUUCCUGAGACAAAAACAGAAGCCAUCUCUCCACAAGGUGACAAAACCUGUGGUGCCUCUUCAAACAUACACACCUUAAACAUGAAAACAAGAAGCCUACAAGGACAAAAAGAAACCUCUGAUUCAGGAACAGAAGAUCUACAUUCCACGGUCCUUUCAAGUGUCAAAGAAACAGCUGGCCUUCCUCAAGCAGUCUUUGUCACAGAAUGCCAAAAUGUUCUAUCUCAGGAUAUCGCUAGCUGGCAUUGUGUAACAAGAAAUCUGAAAAAGAGUAUGUGUUCUGCUUGUGCUGCUUUUGAGCCCAGAAAAAUUACCCUGAAGAACAAGAACUGUAAAAUGAUACAGUGUGAAAAUGCAUUUCAGCAUAGUAAUCAUCACUCCCAAGGACCAGAAGCCUCAGUGAAAAACAGGAGCUUUUUAGAGGAGAGCGAACAUGUUGGGAGAGGAACCCAAAGCAGAUUUCUGGGAGACCAGGUCAGAAAUGAAAUGGCAGCAUGUGUCUCAGAGAGUGGACCCUUGAACUUAGCCACUCACACUGCCCAUCACAUGGAAACCAGCCAGGAAGGUCUGAGUGAAGAGAAACGGAAUAUACACAAAGAAACUGUGUUUUGUAAAUACAGCAUCUCUGCUUGUGCUGCACAAGAACGAAAUCAAUCUACAAACAUUCCAAUUCCUGAAUCAUUACUGAACCAGUCUCUGACUCUUAUGUUAUCUCCUUGUAAGAACACGAACCAAGCAGUUGAAAGUCUUGACCAGAAAGCAGAUGAAGUCCUUGACCAUCAGGGUAACCAAAACAGAUCAGACAAAUGCAAAAGUGAAGGUCACCCAGGUGGGGAAGUACUAAGUGGUAACCACAGAGAGACUAUCACAGAGUCCAACAGAGAGGUAGGCCACCACCAAACGGAUCUAUUAGUCAGUUCAGACAGUAAUAAACCUCUGUCUUGUGGCAUUUUAAAGAAAGGAGAUCCCAGAGGAACCUUUGAAAAUAUUCCCUCUUCUGAAGAGUUUACCCGUGGUAUGCUAGAUGUGGUCUAUACAGACUGUGCAGAUAGGCCUACAGAAGGUAUGCCGGCCCUGAAAUCGUCUUCUGCAUUUAGUCAUACAAGGCUUGAUAGACUGUCAUUCCAUGUAACCUUGAAGAAGACCUCAUCUCAGCAACAAGAACUGAAUGCUACAUUUACAGGAACAACUGACCAGGAUUCAGAACUCCCAAAUGUUGCUGUUUCUGCAGUAGAAUCUCUUGAAGUGAAAAAAUCAUGUGAAGAAAAAAUAUGCAGAUCUUUAAAAAAUUGUGAGGUCCAAGAGUGCCCAGAUUCUGCCAUUGCCCAUGAGGUAGAAUCUGUUGCAGAUCAUGAACCAAAUAUGAGAAAACUAGAUAGAGGAAGCAUGUCUUUAAACUCUAUUUAUUAUGAUCAUCAAGGCAAAGGAAGAUCUCUAAGAGAAGCCCCAGGGAUGACUGAAGGAUCAAGGCUAGAAUCAAAUUCUGAGUUUGGCAAGGAAAAAGCCGUUGGAUUAUCCUCAAAAGACUUGAAGUCCUGUAGGUGCCAAGAAGAGGACUCUCUUUCCCCACAGAGCUUGGACUCCAUCAAGAUAAAGCAUUUCCAUAUGUCUGCUCAAGAAAAUUUAGCACCUAAUGUUGAUAGUAAAGAAUUUGACCUGAAACAUCUUUUUAAACCAAAAGAUGGUAAAAUGCUUUGUGAAAACAUGAAGCACUGCACAGUCCUGUCUGAAGUGAAGGAAGGAGUAGCAAGGAAUAUAGGUAAUUCUAAUGAAGGAGAAAGAACCUGUGUCCAUGUGGGCAGGAGUGUUUGCAAAGCUGGUCACUCUUGUGAGAAUUCCACUGAUAGGCAUCAGACUUUGACAGCAGAAACAGCAAUUAAAGUGGAUAGAGAAGAAACUGAAGAGCAUCAGAAGGGACCUCUGGGUCACUUACUUGUUGGGGAAGAAUCUGAGAACAUUACCAGAAAUGGUCAUGAUUUUAACAAGAGUUCUCAGACCCACUUGAAAUGCCAGAGAAUACAUGAUGUUGCUAAAAAACAAAGCCAGGGGGUUUCAGAUUAUGUGUUGUCACAUACACAUCAAAAAUGUACCCAUACACCAUUGGAACAACACACAUUGUCUGAUAUGUUCUCAGGUGAGGGGCAAAAUAAAAAACAACCUAUGGCUGACCAGGGUGAGUCCACCAAAGACAAAAUUGUAAGACGGCUUCCGAGGUUGGAAGACCCAAAAGAGGAAAGCUUGGGUCAUCCAUCAGAAAAAGGUAGUCCUUGCCUUCCUAGUGUUUGCUGGAAAGAGCAAAACCCCAACUCUGCUGGGUGUGACCAAAUACAUGCUGCCUUCAUGACUGCUUCCCACCAGAAAAUAGUAUUUCCCUUAAAGAAGCAGCCCCACCGAACAUGUAAGAGAGCUUCCUGUCAGGAGGAGCCUGUCAGUGUGGGGAGAAAAGUAAGUAAAGUCCAAAGUUCUGCCUUUGGAAAGACUUCCUCUAAUCCCAUCCCCACAAAAGUACACAGACUUCUCAGCUCAUGUGCUGAGCCUGCACCCACCCCAUUGGAACCUGAAGCAGAACCUGUCAAGAGCUUGCUUAGCCACAUACCAAAGCAGAGGGCUACUCUGUGCCAUCCCUUGAAGGGCCUGAGUUCUAGAAAGCCUACCAAAGAAUCUGCCUUACUAAACAAGCUGUCCAUCCUUGCCUCCAAACUAAUGCCAGCCACAAAGACCGAGAAACUCAGAUAUUGGCGGUGUUCCUCUGCUCUUGUUCCAGCGACUAAAAGCUACAAGCACCUCAGAUACAAAAGGUUCCUAGAUGGAUUUUCAUGUAAUGCAGUGCAUCUGGAUCUGUAUUUGGCAGCUAGUGGAUGGGAUAGGAGGCCUAAUAGUAAGCCCUUGGCACUUUAUUCUCUUGAAGCUGUCCAAAUGAACUUCAUAGAUUUGAGUAACAAGAUGCCAUCACUACUGUUUGGGUCCAACAUCUUCCCAUUUUCCUUUCAUGUGAAAUCAGCCUCCAGUUGCAUGACCGAGUCCUCCAGGACUUUCCCUGAGCACUGUGCCCCAGCGAGGCUUGCCUUAGAAGAGGCCUCCCAGUGCCCAUCUCAACCUCCGAAGUGGACCUUUUCUUUUUUCUUGUCUCAUGGUUGCCCUGGGAUGGCCACAUUCAGGGAAGACACUGGCCUCCAUAGUCAGGCACACACUCAGGCUCCUCCACAGACUACAGCUCCUCUUCAAGACUAUGGAGGCACUGCCAUAGUCCAGACCAGAGCAGACUGCUCUGUCCUUGGCCUUCAUACACUUCUAGCACUUUGUUCACCAGGAUGUUACCGAAUCUGGACAAAAAAACGGAGCUCCUCUAAUCCCAUGCCUACCAUACAGAGGCUCUUCUUGACCCAGUUUACACAGGGCUUGAAAGGGUUAAGGUCUCCAGCCUCCAUAGCAGACAAGGUCUUCUGUUCUCUGCCCUACUCUGUGGGCAGAGUACUGUCGAUUUGGAGCCAGCAUGGGCCUUCCUCCUGCUCCCUGGAAUUACCGGCUCUUCAUUCCACUCACAGCAAACAGCAGCCAGGUCUGGGUACCACAAGCAGCCCUACCAUGUUACCAAACGUGCCUCUUCCAGGCGUGGAAGCUAUAUAUAACACCAGCAGUAGUCAAGUGAGAUCCAGGCUAUGUCUAGAAGUAACUAGAAAACAGGUUGACUGGAGGUGUCAUUCCUGGAAAGAAGAAACAUCAUCCAUUCUAGUCUGUAUGUUAAAAAGGCUAGAGCCUGCAUUCCCUGCUUUGGUACCAAAGUCUUGCUUGGUAACAGAACCUGCUGUCAACAAACUCCUGCUUUCGGCCUCUGAGUUUCAAGUUCCUGGGUUUGAUGAGCUGGAUGGUAUGACAGCAGCAUGCCCCCGACCACAGAGCAUCCCUGCAGAACAGAAAGAGGCUGAGCCAGAGAAGAGACCAAAGAAAGUCUCACAGAUCCGUAUCCGGAAAACCAUUCCUAAGCAAGAUCCUAACCUUACCCCAAUGGGCCUGCCUCGACCCAAAAGAUUAAAGAAGAAGGAGUUUAGUUUAGAAGAAAUAUACACAAACAAGAAUUACAAGUCUCCUCCUGCCAACAGGUGUUUAGAGACUAUCUUUGAGGAACCCAAAGAACGCAAUGGUACACUGAUCUCAGUCAGCCAGCAGAAAAGGAAGCGAGUUCUAGAAUUUCAGGAUUUCACGGUUCCUCGAAAGAGAAGAGCUCGAGGUAAAGUGAAGCUGGCAGGAAGCUUCACUAGGGCCCAGAAGGCAGCUCUUCAGGCUCGAGAGCUGGAUGCUCUUCUGAUACAGAAGCUGAUGGAACUGGAGACUUUCUUUGCCAAGGAAGAGGAGCAAGAGCAGUCAGCAAGCUGUUGAGAAGUAAUUUGGGAUCUUCCUUUUGAAUCUUUUUCAGACCUCACUGGAAGAGGUUCCCUUAUUUUGCCCUCUGCCCAAACCAUUCAUGAUGCCCAGUUCGUGAAUUUUUACCAUUUCAGGUACAGUCUUUUUAGAAACUAGUAAAGUAGGGUCCUCUAAUUCUACUGCUGAGUAUAGACACUCAGGAAUGCACCCUUUCUCCUGGGAAUGGUCCCGAAUGACAUCUGGCCACCUCCUUCCAGUCCCAGCCGUCCACAGGAGGAAGAAGGAAGUCACGCAUCUUAAGCAACACUAGGAUUCCAAGGACUCAUUAUUUGCAUGUCCACAUGAAAGUUGCGCUUUGUUUAUGGUGGUGCUAGACCAAGAUUACUUAGAAACUGGCCUGUGGAGGGGGGCCUGGCCUCUUGUCCUGUGUGAUUUUGUUUCAGUAAUUGAGAAAAGAUGUGUUCUGAUCCUUUAAUGCUGUCUGCCCAGGGAGAGAGAGAGAGAGAGAGAGAGAGAGAGAGAGGCUUUUUCGUAUCUUUUUCUCCCAUCUGUGACUGUGGGUCACUAGUGCCAGAGGAGCCUGUCCAGGCCCCAAUGUAAGUUGCACUUUUUAAUGUUGUGGUGUUGAUUAUUUUCAUAUUUUCUUUUUUGUUUUGUAUUAUUGCUGCAUGUUUGGGGCCUUUAAAUGUGAUUUUAAAACAUUUUUUAAGACAUUAAGGAGAAAGACAUGUCUUAAGACAUGACAGGCAUUUGACCCAGUUGAUCAGCGUGUGGAGGGAAAUAUCCCUAUUCAUGUGUUUCAGGUAGUCCCUCCUCAUCUCCAACUUCUCAAGUAGCUCAUUAGCGGAAGCUCCAUUUUCAUCUGCCUUCUAAAUCCUACCCACUAAGUAUAUGUGUUUGUUCGGUGACAGAUUUCUCUUACAGUCAUUUUAAAAAAUAAUUAAGGUUGAAUGUGAUUUUCUUUGAAAUGUUGGCAUGUGACAACGUUGGGAACAGUGAUGAUAGACACUGGCCCAGAGCAUUUGCAGCUGCUUGAGUGGCCUGCUCCUACAGUGGGACACUUUUCCUGCAUGACCCCGAAAUUCCACAGCCAGCCCUCUCUUGAGAUUGCCUCACGUACUCUGGUCCUGUCAAACCUAUUGGAAAUGUUUGCUGAAUGCCAGAAGUAGUGCAGUUUCUAGGUUUGUGCCUGCAGGAAUCUGCAGGCAGCAAGAUGCGGUGUCUGGGCAGCAGGCCCACAGGACUCAUUUCUUUCCCACCGUAUGCCCUUGCCACACCUGCCUUCUUGUGGUUUCUCUUUCAGACAUCUCCCUCUUUCCCUCUCUCCCUAGUUCUUUCCCACCCCCUUCAAAAAGAAUUCAGAGAGUCAGUUAGCAUUCCUUGGCUGAUGAGUGAGAGGCUCAGCCUUAGGACACUAGUCACUUCUUCCCAUCCUUAGAAGCAGCUACCAGUGGAACAUCAACCUCCAGGGUUGUUUCUCAGUCUGUCUGUAGAGAAGAGCAAGUGUACUGUCCUGGAAUGUUGGCCAACUCUCCUAUGAUUCUUUCAUUCCCCAUUCGCUAGUGGAUGGAGAGAUGGGGUGUGGGUUGGAGGUCUCCAUGUGCCUUUGCUUUGUAGGUUGACAGGCUGUGCCAUGCUGGAGCAGAAAAGCUGACAUGAGCAGGGAAAACAGUGCCAUGUCCACCUUCAGGCUCACUGCCUGAGAUAUGUAAAUGGUGGAGCGCACACCUGGUCAUCUGUGGCAACUUCAGAGAUCAUGGCCUGAUAGGAGUUGAAGAGGGUCAUUGUGCCCACUUGUUCUGAAUGAGGCAAUCAGGUUUUCCUGUUGUGCCUGUAUUGCCCAGACCACACAGUUUUGACUGUGCUUCAUUCACCUCAAUACCUCUCCCUUCUGGGGGCAGGACUCUUAGACACUGAGUACUUCUCUCUCCUUUCACUGCAGAGAAUAUGAGAUGAGUGAUACACUGUGUCUGUAUGCAAAUGUCUAGUGAACCCCCACUGGAGAGCCUGCAGGCUAACAGGAAGUAGACAGAGCCAUUUACCAGUUUCACUGCCAGAGUACCUGGGGCAGCCAGAUCACCCAGUAGACAAAAGUUGAGGUGGACACAGCUGUGGCACCACCACAGACUUUCAGGUUUGCUUAUUGCAAGUGCUUGAAAGGCUGGGAAGUGAUGAAAACCACUGGCAUCUUGGAACAGAGGACUGGAGACCCAGCUCCAUCCUUUUCCUGGGAAUGUAGGAGAGAAGCUAUUCUGAGGCCAACCGCACUUGUCUUGAAAUUCUUGGCCAAGUUGUUCUCAUUGCAGACUUACCGGAAGUUCAUCCAUCUGGUUCUAGCCAGGCUCAGCCUCCUGUCUUAAUACCUAGUUUCAUGCCCGCCUUGGGGCCAUCCUUGUUCUGGGAGAUGUUGGCGGCUGGCAUGCCAUGCUACAGGGGGUGUUUUCUGUCACAGGAGUUGAUACAGUUUUUGAGGAUGCGGACUUUGCACCCCACAUGAUAAGAAGUUCCCUUUAGGUACAGCUUGUUAACUAUAGUUCACCUCCAAGGUUUACUGUUCCAGUGAUUAUGGGAAAGAGAAGAGAAAUCUCAGGUCCAGUCAGGGUUCAACCCGUCUCCUUUUCUGUUUUGGUAGUUUCUAGCUAUACCACCCUUCUUCCCUCCCUUUGGCUCAUCUUUCCUAUUUUUUCUCUUACUCUCCAGUCUUUUUUUCGCCAUUCAUUUGUAUGUACCUCAUCACUUGUUAUAGCAGAUUGUAUCUACCUUUUCCUGCUGUCCCUACUCUUUAAGAGCGAACUGAGAGGGAGGUGCAGUGAAAAGGUACGUAGGUUUGCCUUACCUGGAGCCUGAAGAGCUCAGAAACUCAUGCUGUGAAUCCUAAAACUGUGCUCCUCCAAGAGCUGUGAAAAUCCUGACCUUUUUUCACAAUUUUGCCUGCAAAGGUCUUGAGCGAGAGCUCCAGAGCCAACCUAAGGUCAAUUCAGAUCCCACUCUGAAUGCCCUUCCCCUGGGGCUUGUUCUGCUGCUCACCAGGCUUAGAGCAGCAGUAGUCUUCAGGAUGUGGCAGCUGGUCCAGGGCUGCAUGCAACUGAGUGGACUCGGCCCUGCCUCCGUCUCCAUGCUGGGGCUCUGUCUCCCCUGUACCAUGUGCAUUAAGAUCUGUGGAAGACCAACUUUCAGGCAGCAAUGCUUUUCUCCCAGUCCCUGGGGAGAGGGGAGUAUGCAGUUGGUGCUUUCUUUAAUGCCCUUGUUUUGUUUCUGUAGCUUUUCCCCUGGUAUCAUGGAAAGGACCUUUUAAAUGACCACGUUGUGGGUGGCUAUAUCCAAAGCGUAAAUAUUUGGCCAGAGGUGUGGUGUCCUCACCCAGAUUCAUAUCAGGAGAGGAGGGCUCCUUGUCUGAACUGAACUUCUCUAUUGAACUAGCUAGCAAGAGAGAAUAAAUUUUCCUAAAAUCACAACUUACUAUUUUAGGAAAAAAAUUUCCUAAUCAUAGUCCCAUCUAACCAGAUGUUGAGCAGCAAAAGUUACCAUGAUUAUGAAGUGGGAGUGCUCAUAGCCUGCCAUCCAGCACAGCAUGCUUACACUGAUGCGUGUUCUGCCUUUGCAAGCCUCCAUCUGGUGCUGGAUUGGAUUUGAAUUGUUAGCAAGAGGACUCUGCAUCUCCUUGAGCUGGGGUCUGGGCCAGUAAAUAGCUAUCUCAAGUGUCUCUAUAUUAUCAUGGUUAAGAGUUCAGUAAAUUUGUACAUCUUUGGUGACGCUGGUAUACGUGACGCCCCUACAGUUCCUCUUCUGUUUGGUAGUUUGUGACUCUAAAUGCCCACUGUUAAGUGUAUUAAUUUAUGAAAAUAAAUUUUUUUUGAAAACCUUU
Molecule: messenger RNA, 10903 nt
Organism: Nannospalax galili (Upper Galilee mountains blind mole rat)
Lineage: Eukaryota; Metazoa; Chordata; Mammalia; Rodentia; Spalacidae
Gene: Prr14l
Product: proline rich 14 like
Exons: 11
Coding region: 589-7053 (2154 amino acids)
Source: RefSeq, a predicted model, not a curated record